Messenger RNA from Asparagus officinalis (garden asparagus), 723 nucleotides. Its product is annotated as 60S ribosomal protein L35a-4. Gene Ontology annotation, biological process: ribosomal large subunit biogenesis; cytoplasmic translation. Bases 80 to 418 code for a protein of 112 amino acids. The transcript has 4 exons. The record is from RefSeq and is a predicted model, not a curated record. Lineage: Eukaryota; Viridiplantae; Streptophyta; Magnoliopsida; Asparagales; Asparagaceae. Gene Ontology annotation, molecular function: structural constituent of ribosome. Gene Ontology annotation, cellular component: cytosolic large ribosomal subunit; ribosome.
UAAACCCCCAGACCCUAGGGUUUCUUCUUCUCUCGCGCCCCCAAUUUCUUCAUCCGCUCGAAAAUCGCCGCCGAUCGCAAUGGCGAAGGGACGACAAGGAGAACGCGUCAGGUUGUACGUUCGAGGAACGGUUCUUGGGUACAAGAGAUCGAAGUCGAACCAGUACGAGAACACGUCGCUGGUUCAGAUCGAGGGGGUGAACACGAAGGAGGAGGUCGCUUGGUACUGUGGAAAGAGAUUGGCUUACAUUUACAAAGCUAAGGUGAAGACUGGAGGCAGCCAUUAUCGCUGCAUUUGGGGGAAGGUUACUCGCCCUCAUGGAAACAGUGGGGUCGUUAGGGCUAAGUUUAGGUCCAACUUGCCGCCCAAAUCUAUGGGAGCGAAAGUUAGGGUUUUUAUGUAUCCCAGCAAUAUUUGAGCUUCUCAUGGAUAGCAAUGAAGAGAGCUCUAGAGGAACCGUGAAUUAUGACUUUUAAGCUGGCAUUUUAUGAAUAUCAAAUUUUGCACCGAAAGAAGCAGAUCCUUUAGCUAUUCAAGUAGUUGCUAAAAAGUGUGUACUUGUUUGGGAUUUGACCUUUCUCUCCUCUCUAUAUUACCUUUUUUUCUUCUUCACAUGGAACAUUUUUCUUUUCUCAUGGUAUGCGAGUAUGAUUAGCAUGUUUGAUAACGUACUGCUCUUCUUAAGACAGUUUCUAGCAGUUGUGGUUCUCCUAUUUAUCGGUA